Molecule: messenger RNA, 2510 nt
Organism: Stegostoma tigrinum
Lineage: Eukaryota; Metazoa; Chordata; Chondrichthyes; Orectolobiformes; Stegostomatidae
Gene: cdc16
Product: cell division cycle 16 homolog (S. cerevisiae)
Exons: 18
Coding region: 385-2208 (607 amino acids)
Biological process (GO): cell division
Molecular function (GO): protein binding
Source: RefSeq, a predicted model, not a curated record
AGGAUGAUGGGUGCUUCCUUUUGAACUUUACAGUGGGAAUACGAUUUCUUUGCAUUGAAAAUUCUUUUAUAGGAACCCCAGGAUAUCUACUGGCUUUCCCAGUGCCUUUACCUUACAGCCCAGUACCACAGGGCUGCCCAUGCAAUUCGAUCCCGCAAACUUGAUAAGCUUUUUCUUAGAUGCAUAGAAUCCCUACAGUGUGGAAACAGGCCCUUCAGCCCAACAAGUCCACACCAACCCUCGGAUCAUCCCACCCAGACCCAUUCCCUAUAAACCCACCUAAUCUGCACAUCCCUGAACACCGAGGGUAAUUUAGCAUGGCCAGUCCACCCUAACCUGCACAUCUUUGGACUGUGGGAGGAAACCUACGCAGACACGGGGAGAAUGUGCAAACUCCACACAGAUAGUCGCCUGAGGGUGGAAUCGAACCUGGGCUCCUGGCGCUGUGAGAUACCAGUGCUAACCACUGAGCCACUGUACCACCCAAAAAGCUAUCACCUGCACUCAAACCAGAUCUAUGGAGCCUGUCGAUACCUUGCUGCCCAGUGUCAUUAUGCAGCCAAGGAAUAUCAGCAAGCUCUUGACAUUCUGGAUAUGCAAGAACCAAUCAAUAAGAUCAUAUUGGAGAAGAAUGCCAAAGCUGACAACAAGAUCAAAGAAGCCUCUAUUGACUGGGGAUUGUCUCCUGCUGCAAUCAAGAGCUCUAUUUGCCUUUUGCGAGGGAAGAUCUAUGAUGCUAUGGAUAACCGACCCCUGGCUACAAACAGCUACAGAGAAGCAUUGAAGCUCGAUGUGUGUUGUUUUGAAGCAUUUGAUCUACUGACAUCACACCACAUGCUGACAGCACAGGAAGAAAAGGAACUGCUUGAGUCAUUGCCAUUCAAUAAACAAUGUACUGAAGAAGAACGUGAUUUGUUGUACUUUCUAUAUAAAAAUAAAUUGAAAAAGUACAACAAACCAAGUGAGACAGUAAUUCCUGAGUCAAUAGAUGGGCUGCAGGAUAACCUGGAUGUUGUAGUGUCUGUUGCAGAGAGAAAUUACUACAACUGUGAUUUUAAAACAUGCUACAAACUCACUUCAAUGGUGAUGAAUAAAGAUCCUUAUCAUGCAGUUCUCCUUCCAGUGCACAUUGGAACAUUGGUGGAAUUGAACAAAGCAAAUGAAUUGUUCUACCUUGCGCACAAGUUGGUAGAUUUAUAUCCCAAUAACCCAGUGUCUUGGUUUGCUGUGGGCUGUUAUUAUCUUAUGGUUGGCCACAAGAAUGAACAUGCCAGGCGUUAUCUCAGUAAAGCCACCACCCUUGAGCGAACCUAUGGGCCAGCAUGGAUUGCCUAUGGCCAUUCCUUUGCAGUGGAAGGUGAACAUGACCAAGCCAUGGCUGCCUAUUUCACAGCAGCACAGCUAAUGAAAGGGUGUCAUUUACCAAUGUUGUAUAUUGGCCUCGAGUAUGGACUAACCAAUAAUUCUAAACUGGCAGAAAGGUUUUUCAGUCAGGCCUUGAGCACUGCACCCGAGGAUCCUUUUGUUCUUCACGAGAUGGGAGUAGUGGCUUUUCAAAACGCAGACUGGAAGGCUGCAGAGAAGUAUUUUCUGGAUGCAUUAGAUAAAGUGAGAGCAAUCGGAAAUGAGGUGACUGUUGAUAAAUGGGAACCAUUAAUGAAUAAUCUAGGACAUGUAUGUAGAAAACUCAAAAAAUAUGAUGAAGCAUUAGACUAUCAUCACCAGGCUCUUGUCCUCAUUCCUCAGAAUGCAUGCACCUAUUCCGCUAUCGGUUAUGUGCUGAGUCUCAUGGGAAAUUUUGAGAGUGCCAUCAACUAUUUUCAUACGGCUUUGGGUCUUCGUAGAGAUGAUACUUUUUCAGUUACAAUGCUUGGUCAUUGCAUUGAGAUGUACAUUGGGAAUGCAGAUGCCUAUAUUGGGACUGAGUUAAAGGAGAAAUUGGGUUGCUACGAGCUUGACAUUUCUACAAUGAAGGCACCAGCGAUCAAGAAAAUGAUUUGCCCCUCUUGGGAGGAGAGGGAAUGUGAUACUGAGUUGGAACGGCAGCCCCUCGAGGAGAGUGGCAUCAUGGCUUUGGAUGCAUCACCCCAGCAGAGCAAGUUAACAAAUACGGAGGCUCAUCACGAAGAUACCCCGCUUUUCACAGAAAUGGAAAUGAAUGAAAGUGACAUGAUAUUAGAGGCAUCCUUGUCUGACCACAGCACUUGAGUGCCUUCUGAGCGGAAAUUUGGGAACCUUUCUCAUCUCCUUGGCAAGUUUAUUAAUCUGAGUGGUGCAAAUGUUCUGUGAUGUCUGCUGUUGAUUUAGAACUAACAGCAACGCUGGUGGAACUGGGCCCAUUCAGCAGACAAUGAGCUACCCCUUCCUCAACAAUAUUUCCACAGCAAUAAGCGAAUGAAUGGGGUGACUAUUUAACAAUGUAAUGUUCUCAUGGUGACCUGCAGAGUAAAAGGUGAUCAUGAUAUUUUGAAAUAUUGCCACCUGUCAUUUCAUUGUAUUAAAAUCUCUAA